AUGACAACAACAACAAAAACAAACAGUUACUCUUUAAAACUUAUGAUGUCGGAACAAGUAUCAAAAGAAGAGAAACCUAUUAUAUCACAUUGUGUUGAACAUGCUGCAACUGGGUUAUCAACAUGUGCUGACUGUGGAAAGAAGAUUCCUCUGAAAUCGCUUCGUGUAGCAGAGAUCUAUAGAAAAAAUAAAAAAGUUAAAAAGAUGCACGCUAAGCAUACCUGGUAUCAUUUCAAAUGUUGGAAAGUUCCUGAAUAUUUAACUCAUGUGCCUAUUGAACAAUUCAGAGGAUAUCCAGCUUUAAAUGAAAAAGAUAAAAAACGUAUACAACGAGUGAUUCAAGGUGGCGUCGGAUCAUCAUGGGCUGCACUUAUGGAAAAAGACAAAGCUGAAAAGGCGGAAGAAGAGAUGGAAACUAAACCAACAAAAACAAAAGAUGACAUGAUGGACAUUGAUUUGACAGAAAGUUUGACAGGUAUUCAAGAAGAGAAGCCAAAGAAAAUAAAAGUAGAAAAGAAAAAAAAGGAUGACGAUAAGAAAAGACGGCUGUCAAAUUCUAAAAAGGAUAUAUUAAAACCCAAAAAAGCUAAAGUAUCAAAACAACCAGCUUCUGCCCCUUCAAAGCCUAAAGAAAUCAUUCUCCCAAAAGAAGAUUUAUUAGAAUUAGAAAAAUUUGCUAAAGAAUUCAGUGCUGUCAAAGGGAAAAAAUAA
Molecule: messenger RNA, 711 nt
Organism: Cokeromyces recurvatus
Lineage: Eukaryota; Fungi; Mucoromycota; Mucoromycetes; Mucorales; Mucoraceae
Exons: 3
Coding region: 1-711 (236 amino acids)
Molecular function (GO): DNA binding; zinc ion binding
Source: RefSeq, a predicted model, not a curated record